AUGAUUGCCCGGCCAUUGUCGCACACCCUCCGGGCGCGCUGUUUGCUCCGCAAGCCACAAAACACCCAGGCCUUCUCAAGCAGACCUAGUCUCCGUGCUGCUGAUCACGGCGACCACUACGAUCCCCCCACCGGGUGGCUGUUCGGUAUCAAGCCCGGUCAGAAAUACGUGAAGGAAGGCUGGGAGAACAUCUGGUACUAUGGCUUCAUCGGAAGCUUUGUGGUCGCUGGCGUCGCAUACGUUUUCAAGCCGGACACUUCUAUACAAACAUGGGCUCUUGAAGAGGCCCGACGGAGACUGGAAGCCGAGGGCAUCCUGGAGGACCCCGAUAAGGCGAAGAAAUAA
Messenger RNA from Penicillium soppii, 345 nucleotides. RefSeq lists its product as uncharacterized. The transcript is spliced from 2 exons. Bases 1 to 345 code for a protein of 114 amino acids. The record is from RefSeq and is a predicted model, not a curated record. NCBI's taxonomy places the organism in Eukaryota, Fungi, Ascomycota, Eurotiomycetes, Eurotiales, Aspergillaceae.